This is a messenger RNA of Pteronotus mesoamericanus, 2140 nucleotides long. RefSeq names its product opioid growth factor receptor like 1 (gene OGFRL1). NCBI's taxonomy places the organism in Eukaryota, Metazoa, Chordata, Mammalia, Chiroptera, Mormoopidae. Gene Ontology annotation, cellular component: membrane. The transcript has 7 exons. Bases 133 to 1509 code for a protein of 458 amino acids. The record is from RefSeq and is a predicted model, not a curated record. Gene Ontology annotation, molecular function: opioid growth factor receptor activity.
GCGGCGGCGGGCGCGCCGAGGCUGCCGCCCAGCGCCCUCGCCGCGGCCAUGCCCCGGCCCUAACGCGCCUGCCGCAGCCGGCGCCCCGCAGCCCCGCAGCCCCGCAGCCCCGCGCCCGCUGCCGCCUCUUCAAUGGGCAACCUGCUCGGUGGAGUCAGCUUCCGCGAGCCCACCACCGUGGAGGACUGCGACUCCACCUGGCAGACAGACUCGGAGCCCGAGCCCGAGCCGGAGGAGCCGGGGCCAGGCGGCGGCGGCGGUGACGGCGGCGAGGGCCCGGGGCUGGAGCCCGAGCAGCCCGCUCAGCCCCCGGAGCGAGCCGGCGGGCGCUCCCGCAUCAGUCCCGCGCCGGACGAGGACGCCGAAGCGGCGCGCGCCGAGCAGAGUGCUGAUUCCACUGAAGCAACUGCCAAACCAAAGAGAAGUUUUUAUGCUGCAAGGGAUUUGUACAAAUAUCGACACCAGUACCCACAGAACUUCAAAGAUAUCCGAUAUCAAAAUGACUUGAGCAAUCUUCGCUUUUAUAAGAAUAAAAUUCCAUUUAAGCCAGAUGGUGUUUACAUUGAAGAAGUCCUAAAUAAGUGGAAAGGAGAUUAUGAAAAGCUGGAGCACAACCACACUUACAUUCAAUGGCUCUUUCCUCUGAGAGAACAAGGCUUGAAUUUUUAUGCUAAAGAACUAACUACAUAUGAAAUUGAGGAAUUCAAAAAAACAAAAGAAGCAAUUAGAAGAUUUCUCCUGGCUUAUAAAAUGAUGUUAGAAUUUUUUGGAAUAAAACUGAUUGAUAAAACUGGAAAUGUUGCUCGGGCAGUUAACUGGCAGGAGAGGUUUCAGCAUCUGAAUGAGUCCCAGCACAACUACUUAAGAAUCACCCGUAUUCUUAAAAGCCUUGGUGAGCUUGGAUACGAAAGUUUUAAAUCUCCUCUUGUAAAAUUUAUUCUUCAUGAAGCUCUUGUGGAAAAUACUAUUCCCAAUAUUAAACAGAGCGCUCUCGAGUAUUUUGUUUAUACAAUUAGAGACAGAAGAGAAAGGAGAAAGCUCCUACGUUUCGCCCAGAAACAUUACACGCCUUCAGAGAAUUUUAUCUGGGGGCCACCUAGGAAAGAAGAGUCAGAAGGAAGCAAAGCCCCGAAAACGCCUUCCCCUCCCACCUCCAGUCAUAGUCAAACUUCUAUGCACAAAAAAUCUAAGGAUUCCAAAAAUUCCUCCUCAGCUGCUCAUGUAAAUAGCAAAACAGCCGAGGAAAAAAAAGCGGCACCUGGAGAGCCUGGAGAAGAGACAGACAGGCCCAGCGCGGAGCCCAGCAGCGAGGCUGCCAGGCCGAGGAUCGCGGAGAAGGAUGGGAGUGCCGGAAAUUCAAACUCUCAACCAGAAAAAGCAACGAAUAACCCCUCAGAGGGAGAGGAGAGUACACCGCCUCCUGAAGAGGAAGAAGAAGGUGAAAAUCAUAGCAAAGACUGUGAAAAUCCUGGAAAUACAGGCUCUCAGGAUGAUGUACUGUCCCAGUGAAUUAUCAGAAACCCAUCGGUUUAGGUAAGGGAGGAGGAGACUGCUGCUCAGUUUAUUCUAACGAACAGAGGUCACAUUUCACAUUUUAGCCAUCUGUUGGUGACUUAUGUUGUAAAUCACCAUUUAUGUUGUUAAUCAUCAAAAUAAGCAUUUUGGUUUUUUGUUGUUUUUUUUUUGGAUGACAACAAGUUUAAUAAGAUGUUUUAAGAUAAAACCCAAUAAAUGAAUGUAUUCUUUAACACUUUUAGGACGUCAGUGUACAAAUUCUGUAUACAAUAAUUAUUUUACAGUUAUUUUUAUGUAUCUGGAAAUAAUCAUGUAGUAUUUGGAAUAUCAAAUAAAUUCUUUGGAGAGGUUACAGUCUACCUAAAGACAACCAAGAGGAUAAUUUCAUUAUGUUGCCACACCUUUGACUGAUUUAUGGGUUAAUUAUUUUUAAGCUGGAAGAAUCUGGUCUUCUUAAAUGUAUUCAGAAAGUAAUUUGGAUUUUUUUUUUUAUUACAACACCGUAACAUGUUUUAUUUUAAAAUUCUGAUAGAUGAAAUGGCUAUUUGGGGGGAGCUAUAACCUCCCCAGCCCAUCCGUCAGUCUUGUCUUUCCCUCUUCCCCCUGCACUCACCCGCCUCCGCCC